Orussus abietinus is the source of this 1650-nucleotide messenger RNA. RefSeq names its product kelch domain-containing protein 4. The record is from RefSeq and is a predicted model, not a curated record. Lineage: Eukaryota; Metazoa; Arthropoda; Insecta; Hymenoptera; Orussidae. Bases 12 to 1556 code for a protein of 514 amino acids. Gene Ontology annotation, molecular function: protein binding. The transcript has 8 exons.
UUAAUAAUAACAUGGGGAAAAAAGAAAAGAAUAAGAAGAAAGUUAGCGGCAGCGUUAAGACUGCAUUAAAAACAGAGAAGAAGCUGAGUGCAAAGCAAAAGAAGGAGCUGGCGGCACUUGGUGAGGAUGAUAUCGCGAAAGUUAUUGCUGAUAUUGAGAAGGAAGAAGCUCGUCGGCAACGCGUCGUCGAAGUGGAAAUUGAUCCUCCUUCUCGGAGGGUGAAUUUUACCAUAACGGCGCACCCCUUCAAAGAUGAAAUCAUAAUGCUGGGUGGUGAAUUUUUUGAUGGACAGAAGACUGUUGUGUAUGGAGAUAUGUUUUUUUAUAAUUUAAAUAAAAGGCAAUGGACUGUUGUAAAAGCACCAGGAGCACCACCUCCAAGGUGUGGCCAUCAAACGAUCGCUGUCCCUUCCCAAAAAGGUGAACUGUGGGUUUUUGGAGGAGAAUUUUCUAGUCCUUCAGAAUCUCAGUUUUAUCAUUAUAAAGACCUGUGGCUCUAUCACAUGGGAGACAAAAAAUGGGAGAAAGUCGUGGCCCCAGGUGGACCUACAGCGAGGAGCGGACAUAGGAUGGUCUACGCAAAAAAGCAGAUAUUUGUCUUUGGAGGAUUUCACGAUAAUCUCAGAGACUACAAGUACUACAAUGACUUAUACAUCUUUAAUUUAGAAACAUAUAAAUGGAAUAAAAUAGACACUACUGGAAAUUGCCCCACGCCUCGGUCAGGCUGUGUCAUGUUACCAAUUCCUGAAGGAAAAAUUCUCGUGUACGGUGGCUAUAACAAAGAGAGAAUUAAAAAAGAUGUAGAUAAAGGAGAGGUGCAUACAGAUAUGUUUGUACUGAGUCCAGAGAAAAAUGAUUCAACCGGUCUUAAAUGGAAAUGGGCGCUUGUGAAACAAACUGGUGUUAAGCCUUCACCUCGUUGUGGUAUAUCAGCAACUCUAGUCCAGCCAAAUUUAGCAUAUCUGUUUGGUGGUGUUUUCGAUGAAGAGGAUGAUGAGGAAGAACUUCGAGGCACAUCUUUCUAUAAUGACAUGAUGACUCUAGAUCUAGAUCUUUAUCGAUGGCAAUCAGUAAAAUUAAGUGGAGCCCGAAACCCAACUUCACGGUCUCGUAGAAGAAAACCAAAAGAAGGAGAGAGUAUGGAUGAAAAUACUGAAGAAAUGGAUACAUCGUCAGAGGUUGAACCAAUGGUUUUAACCGACGAGGAUGGAAUUUUUACGGUUACUGUUGAUUCAUCAACUUCAAUUCCGGUUGCUGGAAUUUCGGACCUUAAAGUAGAAGAAAGCGAAGCGAAGGAAAAUUGGCCAUCUCCUAGAAUGAAUGCUGGACUAUGUUUCAAGCAUGGAAUACUGUAUCUAUAUGGAGGAAUGGCAGAGGAUGGAAGUAGGCAAUACACUCUUAAUGAUCUACACAGUCUUGACUGCCGUAAACUUGAUGAAUGGAGAACUGUAAUCAAGGACGAUUUAUCAUCCCAAGUCUGGAUUGAAUCGAGUAGUUCAGAUUCGGAUGAAGAUACUACAUCUGAGGAGGACGACGACCACGACGAUGACGAAUAAUUAUUUAAUGAUUUUUCAUCCUGUUCUAGGUAACCUCUUUAGUUCUUCCUCCAAAGAUUUUAUCUGAAAAGUUGAAAAAAUAUUAUACCCUUUU